Perkinsus marinus ATCC 50983 is the source of this 360-nucleotide messenger RNA. RefSeq lists its product as hypothetical. The annotation marks the transcript as partial. The record is from RefSeq and is a predicted model, not a curated record. Lineage: Eukaryota; Perkinsozoa; Perkinsida; Perkinsidae. The transcript has 4 exons.
GUGAGGUGUGCCCUUGGACAUUUCCGGUCAAUUGAAACCAUUGCUGGUACGACGCCAACACAAGCAAUUCCGAGGAUUCUGAAACGGAAAAUAUUCAAUGUGACGUAUAUCAAUAACCCUGAGACAUUUAUGAAGGAGAUGAAGUCCCCCGAGGACAUAUUCUCCAAGGCUUUCAAAAGACACUUUGAAUAUCUCCGGGAUACGUCGAGGAAAGCGGAGGAUUGGCUGCGUAAACUGGAGUCGACGCAGAGUCAACACGAAGAGACUAUGAGGUUGCUGGUGGAGGAGAGGAAGGAGCGGGUGGAAAGAGAGAGACGCGACCGCGAGGCUAGGGAGGAGGAGGAAAGGAAACGUAGAGAG